Molecule: messenger RNA, 2397 nt
Organism: Triplophysa rosa
Lineage: Eukaryota; Metazoa; Chordata; Actinopteri; Cypriniformes; Nemacheilidae
Gene: alox12
Product: arachidonate 12-lipoxygenase
Exons: 15
Coding region: 212-2230 (672 amino acids)
Biological process (GO): lipid oxidation; linoleic acid metabolic process
Molecular function (GO): arachidonate 15-lipoxygenase activity; protein binding; iron ion binding
Source: RefSeq, a predicted model, not a curated record
CCAUUGGAGAGAAAUAUCUGUCUACAGUGAAACGGCAGUGGCAGACCAAUCUGCUCCAUACACUGCAAAGGGGGGUGUCAGAAAAGAAUGAAACUGUUUUGAGGUAGAAAAUAAGCGUAGUGGUGAACUGAAGUGGACAGAGAAGAACUAGAAGAAACCGAAACGUUUGACAUUUUCAACCACGUCAUUCUGCAUAGAAAAGUGUGUGUGCAUGCAGAUGGAGUACAAAGUGACAGUGGCCACUGGAACAUCCGAAUAUUCGGGAACUAACAACUAUGUGUACGUGACUCUGGUCGGAGAGAGAGGAGAGAGUGAGAGAACAGUGCUGGACAAUCCAGGGCUUGACCUCUGCAGAGGAGCCGUGGAUGACUACACCGUCCGAAGCCCCGCUGAUUUGGGUCCCCUGAUACUUGUGCGACUGGAAAAACAAAAGUACUGGGUGGAGGAUAACUGGUUCUGCCGUUAUGUGAAAGUCAGUUUGCCUGGAGAGAGACUCAGUUAUACUUUCCCCUGUUAUCGCUGGCUAGUGGGAGACGGAGUGGUGGUAGAGCUUAGAGAAGGCGCAGCCAAAAAGUUGAGUGAUGACACCUUGCCAGAGGAGUUAUCACACAGAAAGGCUGAGCUUCAGGAGAGGCAGAAGACAUAUAGAUGGCUGGCAUGGGCCCCAGGGAUUCCGAAAUGCAUAGAUAGCAAGACAGAGGCCGACCUGCCCCAGGAUGUUCGCUUUGACAAUGAGAAGCGCAGUGACUUUGUGGGAUCCUUGCACUAUGCACUUUUGGAGCUUUCUCUGAAAAAAUUGGCAAUCAAGUUUGGAAAGUCCUGGAAUGAUCUGGAUGAUUUCAAAAGGAUCUUCUGGAAGCUAAGAAGCCCUAUUGCUGAAUACACUAUGGAGCACUGGAAAGAAGAUUGGUUCUUUGGUUACCAGUUCCUCAACGGCUCAAACCCACGGAUGAUUAAGAGGAUAGAUAGGCUUCCUCCUAACUUUCCUGUAUGUGGAGACAUGUUGCAGCCUUCACUGAUGCCCACAACCAAUUUAAAGAUGGAACUCAAGAAAGGAAAUAUAUUCCUGGUUGAUUAUGCUUUAAUGGAUGGAAUUCCCGCCAAUGUAAUAAGUGACCAGCAGCAGCACAUAGCUGCUCCACUCUGCUUACUGUAUGAACACCCUGACAAAGGUCUCAUCCCCAUUGCCAUACAGCUUGAGCAGAAACCUGACAAAGACACGCCCAUAUUCCUACCCAGUGACCCGCCUCUGGCCUGGUUACUGGCUAAGAUGUGGGUUCGUCACGCUGAGUUCCAGUUCUUUCAGCUGUUAUCACAUUUGCUACGCACGCACUUGGUGGUGGAAGUGAUCUGUGUGGCCACAAUGCGUCAGCUACCUGCUGUUCACCCUCUAUAUAAGCUCCUAACUCCACACUUGAGGUACACGCUUGAGAUUAACUGUCGUGGAAGAACACAGCUCAUCUCCCCAGAUGGCAUCUUCAAAAAGGUGGUAUCAACAGGAGGAGAUGGAGUCUUGCUUCUGGCACAGAGAGAGUAUAAAGUACUAACCUAUCGCUCCCUCCAGCCCAAGUUUGACUUCUUGGACAGAGGGGUUACUAAACUAAGAGGCUAUUUCUACAGGGAUCAUUCCAUGAUGCUGUGGGGGGUGAUUCAAAACUUUGUUUCAGGUAUUGUUUCUCUGUACUACCAGAGUGAUAGUGAUGUGGAACAGGACACAGAACUUCAGGCAUGGAUUAAUAAUGUGGUCACGGAGGGCUUUGUGGGUGUGCCUGAUUUUGGUCUAGCUAGUGAGCUGAAGAGAAAAGAAGAACUGAUCACACUGAUAAGUGUUGUGAUUUUCACCAGCACAGCACAACAUGCUGCCACCAAUAACGGACAGUUUGAUUGGUGUGCGUGGGUACCCAACACACCCUGCACCAUGCGGCAGCCCCCACCAACUGAUAAGGAUGCUGUUACUAUGGGCCUGAUCAUGGACUCGCUCCCUGAUAUUAGCCAGUCCUGCAUACAGAUGGCCAUCACAUGGCAUUUAGGGCGGGCACAGCCAGAUGCGAUCCCAAUGGGCCAGUAUGUGGAACACUAUUUUACUGAGCCUGCUGCUUUGAAGGUGAUUGACAAAUUCAGAAAAGAAUUGAAAGAUGUUGAGGAGCAAAUAAAGGCUCAGAAUGAAGGACUAGAUCUGCAGUACCUUUACCUGUGUCCAAGCAACGUUGAAAACAGCAUCACCAUUUAGAGAAGGCUCUUUUCAGUGUGGUCUGUGAAAUUCAUUUCAGUGGAGUCUUGAUUGUUAAUCCAUGAUAUAAAUCCAAUAAUGUGAAGUUGUGACAGGAAAGUAGGAUAAUGUAUUUUUAAGAACAUCUUCAGUACUAAGAAUAUAAAAGUCUAGUGACAUAUUAAUAA